Vigna angularis (adzuki bean) is the source of this 1711-nucleotide messenger RNA. RefSeq names its product probable glycosyltransferase At5g03795. The transcript has 4 exons. Lineage: Eukaryota; Viridiplantae; Streptophyta; Magnoliopsida; Fabales; Fabaceae. Gene Ontology annotation, molecular function: glycosyltransferase activity. The coding region runs from base 72 to 1544 and encodes 490 amino acids. The record is from RefSeq and is a predicted model, not a curated record.
UUUUGUGGUCGUUAAAUAGAGAUGUUGUGGUGUGGUUUUGCUCCACAGAGAUACUUGAGUUAUCAGAAAUAAUGAGUAGUGGAAAAUGGAACUGUGCAUGGUGGAUUUCAUCGGAAGACCUUCAAACGAUAAAGAUAGCGAUAUUGAUUGUGCCUCUGUUCGUGCUUACAGCGAUUGCCACUGCGAAGACUUCACACAUUUGCAGAUGGAGUUUGGUUGUAAAUUGUUAUCAAAGAGAUACCGGAGCUGAUGUUCCAUCUCCUCCCACCUUUAAUGAAACAGGAGGUUUCAAUGUAUCCAAACCUUCGUUCAAUGAACCUUAUGUGGACGAAACUAGUGAACCUCACCUACUACUGGAGAAAACCAGAAAGUCAAACAUCUUAGAAAAAACUGAAAUUGGUUUAGCACAAGUUCGAGCUGCAAUCAGAGAAGCCAGAAAUGGAAAUAGAACACAAGAUUCAGAUUAUGUUCCCUUAGGUCCAGUCUAUCUGAAUGCCAAGACAUUUCACAGGAGCUACUUAGAAAUGGAGAAACAGUUCAAAGUAUUUGUGUAUGGAGAAGGGGAGCCUCGAAUUUUCCUCAAUCCACCAUGCAAAAGCAUAUACUCCAUGGAGGGUAACUUCAUGCAUGCAAUUGAAAGGAAUGACCAUUUUCGAACUAAAGAUCCAGAGAAAGCACAUGUGUUUUUCCUCCCUUUUACUGUAGUAACGGGGCUUCGAUAUGGCUACGAAAGAGUCUCACAAGACUCUAGUCCCCAAACAAACACUGUGACAGAUUAUGUCAAUGUCAUUGCUGCAAGAUAUCCUUAUUGGAAUCGAAGUCUUGGAGCAGAUCACUUCACCCUUGCUUGCCAUGACAUGUGCCGAGGGACAUCAUUAUCCUUAUCUGAUCCGCUCAAGAACUCUAUUAGAGUACUUUGUAAUGCCAACACAGCUGAAGGAUUUAAGCCUGCAAAAGAUGUUUCAUUUCCUGAAAUUAAUCUCAAAACUGGUUCAACAAACAGUUUCGUUGGUGGGCCAUCUGCAUCUAAACGUUCAGUUUUGGCUUUCUUUGCUGGGGGAGUUCAGGGCCCCAUCAUUCCAGAUCUUCUUAAGCAUUGGGAAAACAAGGAUGAAGGUAUUCAGGUUCAAAAGUAUCUCCAAGAGGGUAUUUCUUACCAUGAGAUGAUGAGGAAGAGCAAGUUUUGCCUUUGUCCAAGUGGGUCUGAGGUGGCUAGCGCUAGAGUGGUGGAGGCAAUUUACAGUGGGUGUGUUCCUGUGCUGAUUUCGGAGCACUAUGUCCCUCCUUUCAGUGAUGUUUUGAAUUGGAAGUCAUUUUCAGUUCAGGUUUCGGUGAAGGACAUUCCUAACUUGAAGGAGAUCUUGAAGAGUAUUUCUCCAGGACAAUACAUGAGAAUGCAUGGAAGAGUGAAACAAAUUAGAAGACACUUUGAAGUACAUUCUCCUCCUAAGCGAUUUGAUGUGUUUCACAUGAUUCUUCAUUCUCUGUGGCUUAAGAGACUCAACUUCAAAAUUUUCAAUGAUCAAAAUGUCUUAAGUCAGUAACUUGGUUAUGUUUGAUGAAUCACUCAAUACAGAUUCACUCUAGCAAUAAUAAUGUAUUGGGUUAGUCUUGUUUGUUCCUAUCAUGUUUGUUUUUGUCAUGUUUGUUCCUAUCAUGUUUGUUUUUGUGAUGUUUAAUAAGAAGAGUAAAUCAUGAACCUUUCCAAGAA